Vidua chalybeata is the source of this 3810-nucleotide messenger RNA. RefSeq names its product microtubule affinity regulating kinase 2 (gene MARK2). The record is from RefSeq and is a predicted model, not a curated record. Gene Ontology annotation, molecular function: ATP binding; tau-protein kinase activity; protein serine/threonine kinase activity. The transcript is spliced from 18 exons. NCBI's taxonomy places the organism in Eukaryota, Metazoa, Chordata, Aves, Passeriformes, Viduidae. Gene Ontology annotation, biological process: microtubule cytoskeleton organization; intracellular signal transduction; protein phosphorylation. The coding region runs from base 217 to 2448 and encodes 743 amino acids. Gene Ontology annotation, cellular component: cytoplasm.
GGCGGCGGCGGCGUGAGGCGGCGGCGGCGGCGGCCGGGCCGGGCCGGGCGGACCCCGCCCGCUCCCCCUGCUCCUCUCCCGGCCCCCCCAAUGCCGCUGGCCUGGCCCCCCCCCGCCCCCUGAGCUCCCCCGCCUCCCCUUCCCCCUCCCCGCACACCGCCUGCCGCGGCUUCCCCCUAUCGCGAUAGUCGCCGGCGGCGCGGGGGGGGGGCCGCCAUGUCGAGCAGCGGUCGCAGCCCUUUGCCGACCGUCAACGAGAGGGACGCGGAACAGCCGGGCGCCGUGGAGGGCAAGGGCGGCGGCAAGGCCAGCAUGCUGCGGGGCCGCAACGCCGGCACGGCCGCCGAGGAGCAGCCCCACAUCGGCAACUACCGGCUGCUCAAAACCAUCGGCAAGGGCAACUUCGCCAAGGUCAAGCUGGCCCGGCACGUCCUGACCGGCAAGGAGGUGGCCGUGAAAAUCAUUGACAAGACGCAGCUCAACUCCUCCAGCCUGCAGAAGCUCUUCCGGGAAGUGCGAAUAAUGAAGGUCCUGAACCACCCCAACAUAGUGAAGCUCUUUGAGGUGAUCGAGACGGAGAAGACGCUUUACCUGGUCAUGGAAUACGCCAGCGGGGGUGAGGUGUUCGAUUACCUGGUGGCCCACGGGCGCAUGAAGGAGAAGGAGGCCCGGGCGAAGUUCCGACAGAUAGUGUCGGCCGUGCAGUACUGCCACCAGAAGUUCAUUGUGCACAGGGACCUGAAGGCCGAGAACCUGCUGCUGGACGCCGACAUGAACAUCAAAAUCGCCGAUUUUGGCUUCAGCAACGAGUUCACCUUCGGGAACAAACUGGACACGUUCUGCGGCUCGCCGCCCUACGCUGCCCCCGAGCUCUUCCAGGGCAAGAAGUACGACGGGCCCGAGGUGGACGUGUGGAGCCUGGGGGUCAUCCUCUACACGCUGGUCAGCGGCUCGCUGCCCUUCGACGGGCAGAACCUCAAGGAGCUGCGGGAGCGGGUGCUGCGGGGGAAGUACCGGAUCCCCUUUUACAUGUCCACGGAUUGUGAGAACCUCCUCAAGAAGUUCCUCAUCCUCAACCCCACCAAGAGGGGCACCCUGGAGCAAAUCAUGAAGGACCGCUGGAUGAACGUGGGCCACGAGGACGACGAGCUGAAGCCCUACAUGGAGCCCGUGCCUGACUACAAGGACCCCCGCAGGACAGAGCUGAUGGUGUCCAUGGGCUACACGCGGGAGGAGAUCCAGGAGUCGCUGGUGGGGCAGAAGUACAACGAGGUGAUGGCCACCUACCUGCUGCUGGACCACAAGAGCUCCGAGCUGGAGGAGAACCUGUCCCUGAAGCCGCGGGUGGCCCCGGAGGUGGCCAACAGCUCGGGCCCCUCCCCCGCUCACAAGGUCCAGCGCAGCGUCUCGGCCAACCCCAAACGGCGCGUGAGCGACCAGGCCGGGCUCUCCAUCCCCACCUCGGCCUCGUACUCCAAGAAAACGCAGGCGGCCAACGCGGAGAACAAGCGAGGAGGAGGAGCAGGAGCAGGAGGAGGAGGAGGAGGAGCAGGGGAGGAAGAGGCCGGGGGGCGCCGGGCCGGCAGCACGGCCAAGGUGCCCCCCAGCCCCCUGCCCGGCCUGGAGCGAUCCAAGGGCACCCCCUCCCCCUCCACGAACAGCGUCCUGUCCACGGGCACCACGCGCAGCCGGAACUCGCCGCUGCUGGACCGGGCCAGCCUGGGCCAGAGCUCGCUGCAGAACGGCAAGGACAGCGGGGCCCCCCCCCGGGUGCCAGCGGCGUCCCCCUCUGCCCACAACGUGAGCCAGGGCCCGGGCGAGCGGCCGAGCUUCCCGCGGGGGGUCUCGAGCCGCAGCACCUUCCACGCCGGGCAGCUCCGCGCCCCCCGGGACCCCCGGGACCCCCUGCCCUACGCGCUGCCCCCCGGGCUGCCCCCGCCCGCCUCGCCCUCGGGCGCCAGCCAGGGCCGGCGCGGCCCCUCCGCCAGCCUCUUCAGCAAGUUCACCUCCAAGUUCGUGCGCAGAAAUCUGUCUUUCAGGUUUGCCAGAAGGAACCCCCACGAGCCCGAGAGCAAGGAGCGGGUGGAGACCCUCAGACCGGCGGUGGGCCCCGAGAAGGACCCCCGCGACGCCGGCCGCGACGCCAAGCCGCGCUCGCUGCGCUUCACGUGGAGCAUGAAGACCACGAGCUCGCUGGAGCCCGGCGAGAUGCUGCGCGAGAUCCGCAAGGUGCUGGACGCCAACAGCUGCCGCUGCGAGCCCCAGGAGCGCUUCGUGCUGCUCUGCGCCCACGGCGCGCCCGGCCACGACUCCUUCGUGCAGUGGGAGAUGGAGGUGUGCAAACUGCCCCGGCUCUCGCUCAACGGCGUCCGCUUCAAGCGCAUCGCCGGCACCUCCAUGGCCUUCAAGAACAUCGCCUCCAAGGUGGCCAACGAGCUCAAGCUCUGAGCCGCGGCCGCCCGCCGGCGGCUCCGGCGCGGCCCGGGGGCGGCCGGCGGGGACCGCAGGGGUCACCCGGGGGCGGCUCCGGGGCGGCCGAGGAGCUUUGGGGACACGGAGGCGGCGCCCCAGGGGCGGCUCCGAGCCGCGGACCGGGAGCGGCGACCCGGGAGCGCCUGUGAGGCGGCCGCCGAGCUCCAGCUCCGAGCCACGGACGCGGCGGGGACGCCCACGGGGGCACGCGGGAGCGCCAGGAUGGACCUCGGGCGUCUCGGGGGCUCCUGGAUGGAUCUGGGCAGCACCUGGAUGGACCUCGAGCGCGCUCCAGGCCUUGGUGGGCACGUCCUGGAUGGAGCCAGGACCUUCGGGAUGGACCUGGGAUGGACCCAGGAUGUCCAGGGUGGACCCGGGAUGUCCAGGAUGGACCUGCUGCGGGGUCCAGGAACGUCCUGGAUGGAUCUGGGGGAACUCGUGGCUGAAGCCGGGACCUCCAGAGGUCACCUGGCUGGACCUUGUGCGGGGUCCAGGUGUCCGUGGGGACAGCCUGGAUGGACCCAGGGCCGCCUGGAUGGAGCUGGGAUCUCUGGGGCUCACCUGGCUGGGCCUGGGACCACCUGGAUGCACCUGGGGACGUUCUGUGGCGUCCAGGGCCCCGUGAGGACGUGGGGACAUCCUGGAUGGGCCUUUGGGGACAGGGCCAGGGUUUCAUGGGGACCCUGGGACCUCUUGGGGACAUCCUGGUGGCCCAGGGACCUGGGGGGAUCUUCUGGGAGGGGGGAGCGAGGCUCACCUGAGGACAGGGACACAUCCGGGGUGGCCCAGGGACCUCUGGGGACAGGAGUGGUGGCCCAAGGCCCUUCUGAGGAGUCCUGGGCCUCGAGAGGCCGUGGGGACAUCGUGGAUGGCCCCGCAACCUCCAGGGACAUCCCGGGUGGCCCUCGGGGACAUCCUCGGUGGCUCAGGAACAGCUGGGGGUGGCCCAGGGCCACGUGGGGACAUCCUGGGCGUCCCUGAGCCUUCCGGGGGGACACGGGACAGUCCGGGGGUGGCCUUAGGGGGGGUGGGGUCUGUCCCCUCCCCCCGUGGGGAUGCCGGUGUCCCCUGCCCCUCCCCCCUUGGGGACAGGGCUGUCCCCUCCCCCCGCACUCAGGAAGGCCCCGGGGGGGGAGGGGCGGGGGCGCUGCUGCUGCCGGGGGUGGCUCCGGGUGGGGGUGGGGCGUCCCCUCCCCCCCCCCCCCUUUUUGUCCUGCUGUAGCCCCGCCCCGGGCACCGCCCCUGGGGGCGGGGACACUCCGGGGGAGGGGCCAAACCCAGGCCACGCCCCCUCUGCGGUGGAUUUUCCAGGUUCUAAUUAAAAACUUUCCAGAAAGA